AUGAAGUUCCUCUCCGUCGCUCUCCCGGCGAUUCUCGCCACCUCCGUCACCGCCAGAGUAACAUCCUUCUUCAGCAGCUCCGACGUUUCCCUGCGCGACGACAAGGAAGCACUCAAGGUACCUGGCGAGAACCCACUGGUGCACUGCGAGGACCCAGAGAAGGACAUCCUCGCCAUCAAGAAGGUGGACUUGACCCCCAACCCGCCGGCAGCGUUCGUCACUCCAUUCCUGUUCCAUCUGCGUCGCAAGCUCUAAUCAUGAUCUAGUGGCCAAACCCUCACCUUCACCGCCGCUGGUAUUCUAGCAGAAGACGUCGAUGAAGGCGCCACGGUGCACCUUAGCGUCAAGUACGGAUUGAUCAAGAUCAUCAACCAAAAUGCAGACCUCUGCGAUACCGUCAAGAAUGUCGAUCUCGAAUGCCCGCUCAAGAAGGGCGACCUGACGCUCACGAAAGAUGUGGACUUGCCGGCACAGAUUCCUCCAGGGAAGUACACUGUGGAGGCGGACGUCAAGAGCAAGGACGGCGACAAGAUCACAUGCUUGCAAGCUACUGUUGAGUUCCACAGAGGUGGUGGCGCCUCGCUCUUCAAGCAGGACAUGUAA
This is a messenger RNA of Lecanosticta acicola, 603 nucleotides long. The record is from the annotation of a GenBank genome assembly. Lineage: Eukaryota; Fungi; Ascomycota; Dothideomycetes; Mycosphaerellales; Mycosphaerellaceae.